This is a messenger RNA of Guyanagaster necrorhizus, 849 nucleotides long. RefSeq names its product L30e-like protein. The record is from RefSeq and is a predicted model, not a curated record. Gene Ontology annotation, molecular function: RNA binding. The coding region runs from base 1 to 849 and encodes 282 amino acids. Gene Ontology annotation, cellular component: ribonucleoprotein complex. Gene Ontology annotation, biological process: ribosome biogenesis. Lineage: Eukaryota; Fungi; Basidiomycota; Agaricomycetes; Agaricales; Physalacriaceae. The transcript has 5 exons.
AUGUACUGUAAAGUGCACGGCGCUAGAGCUCCGAGGCACAAGAAACCCAAAGCUGCCAAGUCAGGAUCUGGUAAGAGGCCCGCCGCCGCUCCCUUUGGCGCCAGCAAGGCGACUAAGGCAAAGAAGAACCCUCUUUUCGAGGCUAAGCCCAAAAACUUCGGUAUUGGACAAGACAUCCAGCAUCCGACAGAUCUUACGCGUUUCGUCAAGUGGCCUGAAUAUGUUCGCUUGCAGCGCCAAAAAGUCAUCCUCAACCAGCGCCUCAAGGUUCCUCCUGCCAUCGCCCAAUUUUCCCACACCUUGGACAAGAAUACGGCGACGCAAUUGUUCAAACUCUUGAACAAAUACCGCCCAGAGUCAACCGUUGAGAAAAAAGCUCGUCUGCAGGCUACCGCUGCUGCAGCUGCUGAGGGAAAGAAGGAGGAGACCAAGAAGCCUCUUUUCGUCAAGUAUGGCCUUAACCAUAUUGUCGCCCUGAUUGAGGCUAAGAAAGCGUCUCUCGUUGUCAUCGCCCAUGAUGUCGACCCUAUUGAGCUUGUGGUCUUCCUCCCUGCCCUCUGCCGCAAGAUGGGUGUCCCCUACGUCAUCGUCAAGGGCAAAGCUCGCCUGGGUACUGUUGUGCACAAGAAAACUUCUGCAGUCGUCGCCCUGCAAGAAGUCAAGAGUGAGGACCAGCGAGAGCUCGCUACCCUCAUCAGCGCUGCCAAGGCCAACUUCUCUGACAAGUAUGAAGACCAGCGCCGGCAAUGGGGCGGUGGACUCCGUGGCAACAAGUCGACCCAGAUGUUGCGUAAGCGGGCGAAGGCAGCUGGACAGAAUGUUACUGCUGCUUCUCUUAACAAGCUCUAA